AUGGAUAACCCCUACACCUUCCAGGCGAGUCGAGUGUCCAACAACAGUCACAUGAACCGCAGUAGUAGCUACCGAGUUCCGCCAGCAACUGCUCACCCCAUACAACCAGUUCAGUGGCCUAUAGUGUCAACGUUUCCGACUAACAUCCCUCCACAGCAGGCAGCGUUCAGGGACAACCACACUGCGCUGACCUACACCAAGGACCAAAUGAUCCAAAGAAUAUGGUCGCGGGAUCCACACACUGGAAAUCCUGUGGUACGACAGACUAAGGGACUGUUCAAUUCCGGCAGUUACACGGAUCUCACCACUCGUCAGAAAUAUACACACCCACAAAUGGUCCAUCUAACGGGCAAGAUGAUACAGGAGCAUAUUGAAAGGUUGAGGCGUCAAGUCAAUCACGUCCAGCCAUUUCAGGCUGCGCAAGAACAACAGCAGUUCCGCCAAUCGAUGCAGUCGCAGAUGCAGCCCUCGACACAACCAAGCUCUGUUGGAUACCCUCCACGUGGGUACACAGAUGAACAAGCAAUUCAGUUGCAACAAAGACAAGAGGUACGGGACCAACACUUCGUAGAGCAACACGCGCGGACGGUACAGCAAAGUCAAACGCAGCAAUCGCUACCACAGCAACAGGCGUAUCCACCUAUACAGCCAUCAUCGCACGUGGCGGAGGCAGGACAGCCCGCUUUUAUCGACAAGUUUGGUCGCCAGUGGACUAGACAACAAUAUGAAGAACUUAUUCGGCGCCAGCAAGCACAGAAGGCACAAGCAUCGGCAGCAAUGAGUUCUGGACUGGGGCCACAGUUCCAGCAAGACCCACAGACAUCGUCGCCCAUGAUGAUGAACUCACAGAAUUGUGAAUAUACGCAUAAUGUGCACAAUGAAGCGGCGUCCCAAAACCACUUGGACUUGCUUCGGCGCCAGAAAGGCAACAUGGGGCCAUCUCCAGUACCUGCGAACCCAGGAACUCACCAGCAGCGCCAAUGCAUGCCAUCGCCGGGGACUAAGAGUUCACAACAGUCUUCGAUCACGGAUCAGUCUGGACGACAAUGGACACGAGAGCAGUGGGAGAAGGUUGAGAAGAGUCGAGAGUUGAAGAAGAACCUCGUUCUACCAAGUCAGGCAACAAAAGCUUGUGUACCAGGAACUCCUACCACGAAGCCAGCAGUACACAAGCAGAGCGUGAGCAAGAUCCAAAAGCAGCCUUCCCGCCAGCCAGCCGCCAGCGCCGCGCAUUUUAAGAAGCCGUCAGUCACGCAGCCUGCCAAGCAAGCAGCGCCUCGCGAAGUGAAAGUGAUUGGCAAAGACGUAACAAACAAGUCCCUCAACCCAACCGCAGACCCAACAAGUCUUCUUCCCGUUCCUGAGAUCAAUCAACCAAACCAAGUCUCAAUGUCCAAACAACCCAAUGUUGCUCCCAACACCGCACCCGCACCAAACCCACCCCGCAUCUCCACCCAACCCACCACCGUCAGCCAAUGGGACGUAGAAAAUGGGCGCCACAUCUACGACUCGAUGACCUCGUUCAUCUUCUCUCACCAGGAGGCUUACCACGAAGGCUUAUCGAAACUUGAGGCUGCCGCCAUCAACCCCGCCGUCAACCCUCCCCCCACCGUAUCCCCCCUCGCACACUUCGACCCCACAAUCUUCAAAAAAGUCAAACACCCCCAAUACACCGGCUUCUCCGUCUUCUCAGAUCUCAACGGCGGUGUACUUGCCGAAAUCGAUAAUCAAGCACUGCUCAAGCGGAUUUGUACGGUUGAUCCCGAUGGUGUGCUUCGCGCGCCGGAACCAAGGUGGGUGAGUGAGGAGAGGGCGAAGUUGGAGUGGGAAAUCAGGAUGGUAGGGGGGAAGUAUGGGCGGGGGAUGUAA
Molecule: messenger RNA, 1869 nt
Organism: Bipolaris zeicola 26-R-13
Lineage: Eukaryota; Fungi; Ascomycota; Dothideomycetes; Pleosporales; Pleosporaceae
Exons: 1
Coding region: 1-1869 (622 amino acids)
Source: RefSeq, a predicted model, not a curated record